AUGCUUUACUUUAUUGUUUUCUUUUUGUUUGUGGGAAAUGUUUACGGGCAAACGUGUGCCAAUGCUGGUGCUGGACCGUGCAUCAACGGUGCGUGCACAGUGCCCACACAAACUUGCGUACCAUUCGGCGGGAAUCCCGUUUGUUGCGCCGCUGGAUCAGUCAUCACCGCUACAACGGCCGCAACUUGUCGUGAUCUUCUCAAUCCAUCAACUGGAGUAUCCGAUUGCCCGUCGAGAGCUUAUCUCUGCCAAGAUGGAACUUAUUACAAUCUGAUGACUCAGCAAUGCCCAAGAACGUGUGGACGAUGCAAUGGUGUUGUUGUCACAACGGCUUCUUCGGUCACUUGCCGUGAUCUUCUCAAUCCAUCAACUGGAGUCUCCGAUUGUCCGUCAAGAGCUUAUCUCUGCCAAGAUUCAACUUAUUACAAUGUGAUGACCACGCAAUGCCCAAGAACUUGUGGACGAUGCUCGAUCUCAUCUGGAUCUACAGCAACUUGUGUCGAUCAAAUCAAUCCAUCAACGGGUUUCUCUGAUUGUCCAUCACGAACCUCAUUGUGCAACAAUGCAAAUUAUGCAACUUUAAUGAGACAACAAUGCCCACGAUCAUGCGGUUUCUGCAGUGGAAAA
Molecule: messenger RNA, 627 nt
Organism: Mesorhabditis belari
Lineage: Eukaryota; Metazoa; Nematoda; Chromadorea; Rhabditida; Rhabditidae
Source: the annotation of a GenBank genome assembly